Messenger RNA from Cylindrotheca closterium, 2319 nucleotides. The record is from the annotation of a GenBank genome assembly. NCBI's taxonomy places the organism in Eukaryota, Bacillariophyta, Bacillariophyceae, Bacillariales, Bacillariaceae.
AUGGAGCUCGAUGAUUUCUUGUCGGAUGUCUUGGAGACGGCUGGGCGCCCAGUGGACCUAAGGGACUAUAAACAAGGCAAACUUCUUCGAAGUUACAAAAGGCGCCGACGACAAUAUCGAAUCGGUAUUGACCUGAACUCAUUGGUGCACAAGGCAGCUAAGUUCUUUGGAGAUAUGAUAAUCGAUGAACGACCUGUCAGAGAAUACGGUACUCGUGGAGCGACACUUCGGAAGAACGCUGAGAACAUUAAUGAAUACCAGUACAUUACUCAAUGUGCUGAAUUUAUCAUGAAACGUCUGGAAAGGCUUCGAAAAGAUAGCGAUUGUGAAGUGCUGGUUGUUUUCAACGGCCAAAGUCUACCUAUUGAGACGAACAAAGCAAUUUGGCUCCGAGGCAUUCGGACUGUAUACGAGGGAGUCCGAAAAGACGCCAAUGUGCAACUAGGAGCCGAAAAGCACUUUGAUCAGAUUAUUCUUACUCUUGUCGAUAGACUGAAGGAAUCACAAUUUGUGUAUUUGAUUGCACCCUAUGAAGCUAGCAGUCAGCUAGCUUUCAUGUCAAGUAGGGGGCAUAUUGACCUGAUCAUUUCGGAAGAUCCCAAUUUAAUGGCAUACGGGGCAAAAGGUGUGGUUUACAACUAUAUCAGCGGUGAUGGAUUCCCAGAUGAAGGAAGAUUGUUGCAAUUUGAAGACAUAGGAACGGUGAAGGGGAAAUUCGACCUAUCAGAUUUCUCGCCAGUGAUGAUUGCGGUUCUCAUUGUUUCCAUCGGAUGUGCUGACUACUUCGAAAUAACGUUGGGGGGAAUUGGGUUAAGCACAGCGGUGAAUAUCGUUCGAGAAGCAUUUUUGGGGGGCUAUGCUUCUCCUCUGCAUACAAUACUGACUAAGCUGCAUGCGAAGUUUUGGAAGCGAGACUUGAACGACGAUGCGAAGGGGGUUUGCGAACAUCGUUUUAUUGAAGGGGUUUUCAUGUUUCAACAUCCAAUCGUUUUCGAUCGAGUGCAGGGGAAGGCGCUGAUUCAAGGACAAAAGGAGAUGGCAGCACAAUCCACAUUGACAAUGCAUGAGGGCUACGCGAAACUAUGCAGGGAUGAAGAAGAAAGAAGUCAAGCAAUAGGGAUAGUGCCGGAGACCGCAAUGAUGGCCAUCGCGGCAGCUACACCACUUCUUGCCCGGCAAACAAGAUAUUCUAGGAACGCGACUGCGCUCAGUGAUAUGAGCAACAACGGCACUGACCUCAGGAGCUCAGCAAGGUUUCAGGUUGGAUCAAACACUUCUUCUCCAGGAUACAGGCAAACUGAUGAAAAGGUCGAGUUGCUUAAGCACGAUAGUUCGACUGAGGACCAAAGUGCCGCAAGUGAUCCCAUAAUGGAUUUCAAAUCUGAUAGCAGCUCAUCGUGUCCAGAUGGUCAGAUCCAAGCGUUUGUGGCAAGCGUUCCAACUAGUUUCUUGAAUGGUGGAGUGAAACAAAAAGACGACUCGGCACCAAUGUCUGAUGGUACUGAGAUUGAAAUCGUAGCUAGAGUGGUUUUUGGAACGACAAACGAAGAGGUUGUGAAACUGACUUUCCUCACGAGCGACAGCGACAUGGACAGCAGCCAGUCUGAUUGGAGUCCGGCAAGAUAUCAGGUUGGAUCAAAGGCAUCUUCCCGAAGAGCGACCCAGGACCAAUCAGAUAGCACCGCAUUGCACGCAAAGGUUGAAAUUCAAACGUUGGUGGCAAGGGUUCCAGCUAGUCUCUUGACUACUGAAGUGAAACAAAAAGGCGAGACUGAAAUCAAAGUUCGAGUGGUUUUUGAAACAACGAACAAAGAAGCUACGAAAAUGGCUGUAGCCAGUGAUACGAGCGAUGACGAUUGCCCAAUCGCUCUUCGGAGAAUAUUCGAGAGUGAUUUCAAGGCACGAGACAGGACCUAUUCAGCCAAAUAUUUGAAACGUACGGCUGAAACCGUAUGGAGGAGAGCGCCCAAACACGUCAAACAGAGCCUUCCGUCAGAAGGAUGUGGGAACGAAGAACUUGUCAGAUGGAAAUUAAAAUAUUUCGGUGAACAAACCCCGAGGCCUGUUUUUGUUGGAAGUUGCCCUGAACUGCUUAUCGACAUGCUUCGAGGAGACGUUGUCCGCAAGACGAAAUUUUCGCAAAAAGAGCUUUCCCGUUGCAUCCACAAGAUCUGGAAAUGUAUUUCCGCCGAUGCCAAAGCCUGCCUGCCAAGGGAAGGGUUCCCUGAAUAUUUGUCAGAACUCAAGAAGUGGAAAGAGCUACAUGUGCCGGAUGCAGCAGAGAUGAUGGCUAUGCCCUUUAAGCCUUCUGUUCAGUAG